Messenger RNA from Egretta garzetta (little egret), 3429 nucleotides. Its product is annotated as carbonyl reductase [NADPH] 1. The record is from RefSeq and is a predicted model, not a curated record. The transcript is spliced from 3 exons. NCBI's taxonomy places the organism in Eukaryota, Metazoa, Chordata, Aves, Pelecaniformes, Ardeidae. Bases 35 to 865 code for a protein of 276 amino acids. Gene Ontology annotation, molecular function: carbonyl reductase (NADPH) activity.
UUGCUGUCACUUUGGCAUACGUUCAGAGAGGACAAUGUCCAACGUGCCAGUGGCUGUGGUGACCGGGUCCAACAAAGGGAUCGGAUUCGCAAUUGUGCGGGCUCUAUGCAAGCAGUUCCAGGGGGAUGUGUACCUGACAGCCCGAGACCCUGGCCGUGGCCAGGAAGCAGUGGCAAAGCUCCAGGAGGAAGGUCUACAUGCACUCUUCCAUCAGCUGGAUAUCGAUGAUCUGCAGAGCAUCAGAGCUCUCCGUGACUUCCUGAAGGAGAAAUAUGGAGGGCUGGAUGUGCUGGUUAACAAUGCAGGGAUUGCUUUCAAAGUUCAUGACACGACUCCAUUUGCAGUCCAAGCGGAGGUUACACUGAAGACAAACUUUUUUGGAACCAGGAAUGUUUGCACAGAAUUGUUGCCGCUUGUGAAGCCUUAUGGCAGGGUGGUGAAUGUCUCUAGCAUGGUAAGUAGCUCAGCGCUGGGAGGCUGCAGCCGAGAACUACAGCAAAAGUUUCGCAGCGACACCAUCACUGAGGAUGAGUUAGUGGAACUCAUGACCAAAUUUGUGGAAGAUACCAAGAAAAGUGUGCAUGAGAAAGAGGGUUGGCCAAAUACUGCCUAUGGGGUAUCCAAAAUUGGUGUCACAGUCUUGUCCAGGAUUCAAGCCCGGAUGUUAAAUGAGAAGAGAAAAGGUGACCAUAUCCUUCUCAAUGCCUGCUGUCCUGGAUGGGUGAGAACAGACAUGGCAGGUCCUAAAGCCACUAAAUCGCCAGAUGAAGGGGCUGAGACCCCAGUUUACUUGGCCCUUUUGCCUUCUGAUGCUGAUGGUCCUCAUGGCCAGUUUCUUAGUAACAAAACUGUUCGAACCUGGUGAGCUUGUGUAGGCAGACCCAUGUUUGUGGCAAUGUGACUGUGGAUGUGCCUGUGCCCUGGUAGGGCAUUUACCCAGAGCAGUCUCAUCCUGUCCACAGCAGCAGGGUCCUUUAUUGUUACAGUGAGGGUUACAGUUCUGGUACUCCUCCGGGAUUAAGUCUGCCCUAGGGUACUUCCCAACGGUCUCCAUUAGCCUGCUCACAUCAUUGACUGCGUGGCCCAAAAUCUGAUUUGUGGGUGUUUCAGCCCAGAUGAUACAGGGUAAUUUGGUGUUGCCCUAACACAGAGGUGCCUGACCUUGUUUACCUGAAUUUUUUUUUAAUUAAAUCAUUGCCAGCCCUUCUCCCAGUCUCCCGAGACAGAUCUCUGUUGUGGCAUUGGGAUGAGGAAGCAGAUGCCUUACUCUCAGCUCAAUAGAUGUUUCUAGGGACCAUAGUUGCCUCUUGAGGUUGUGCUGGGUUUCUUAAAGGGGGAGGGGGUUGUUCUGAGAUCUACAGUCUGACCAGUUUGGGGGGAGGCUAAUAAGACCAGAACAGAAUCACUGCUGUGUAGAGAUUUAUUACUAUCAGAACAAAAUGGAAUUAGGUGAAAAUAAAAAUAGCAGUGAUGUACCACUAAUAAGACUUUAUUAAUAUAUAUAUGUCAAUAAAUGAAUAGUUACUGAUUUGUAUUCUUCCAACUGGCUUAUUCUGAUACUAGAGAUUUAUAAUGUUUGAAAAUACACUUCCAUUUUCUGCAGCUAAGUUUGAAGCUGGAAUGUGUGAUGUUUGGACUAUAUAAAGAGGAAAAUAAAGUACAGAACUGAUACAGCAAACUAUUCUUCAGGACUGCCAGUUCAUUUGUUGCACAGCCAGAAGUUUCUGUAUUAAAAAACUGGAUUAAGUGCUCUCCAUGUACUAGAGAAAACGAACUGUAAAUGUUACAAUACUGUUUCAGGGUAGGACUGAAAUACAUAAUUAACGUGGUAACCAAAACAAGUUGUGUAAGCAAAGUCACGAGUAGAAGCAGUGACAUGGAGAGCACCCAAUUUAUUUUCUCACUUUAAAUGUUGGUUGUUGCAUUUCAAAUGCUUCGUCUUGAAAGGUUGCCACGGCACUUCCAGCUGUAGAGGUGGAGCCGUGUGGCAGCAGAGGCAGCCUGGGGGUUGGCAAAUGCCUCUGCGGAGUGAUACAGCUGGCUCUCCUGGGGCAGACAAUCGCCUAUAAACCUGUCACUGGUAAUGACAAAUCGGCAACGGACAAGUUAAUUCUUAAUCGGGAGUCAACAAGACAAUGCCAAAGUGGCUUAGCUAACAGGGUUUAGUGUUGGUUUCCCCUGGUACAGUUUGUGUUCAGGAAAGCCUUGGACCAGAAGACGCUGGACAUAAAUAAUAUGUGUGGGUUUGGUAAUCGCUUAUCAGCACAGCACAAAGGUGCGAUUAUUAGUUGGUCUUUUAAGGAUACAGUAGCUAUUGUUUUUAUAAAGGUGGAAGAAUUGCCAAAUGAGUCAUGCCCCAGAGCUCACUGAAGAGCAGGAUGAGCGCUGUCCAAAAGUUCUCAUGUUAAUCUAUUCUGAAUUAAGAAAAAAAAUCUGAGGCCUUCAGUUUAAGGGCAGCAGAUCAGUUACAAAAUCCCUGUAUAAAGUUUUUAAUGUUUUUUACAUACUAUUGCCAGACUGCCUAUGGUAUGAUAGCUCCAAAAGCCACCUGGGUUCAUGCAGUAACUUGACUAUCGUUCUGAUGUACAACAGAAAGAAUCAUAGAAUCAUUUAGGUUCGAAAAGACCUUUAAGAUCAUCAAGGCCAACCGUUGAAGAGAACCAGGGUUUGUGAGUGCUCCUCUAGUUGUGUUAUGAUACCUUGGCAAAAUAGAACAUGGCUGUUCUCAUUUAGUAAUAAUUUGUGCACAACUUUUAAGAGCUGUAAUCCAACAGGGCAGAAUCAUACCUAGUUCUUCAUACUUGAAAUGCUGCUUGAGUCUUUCAAGUUUCAAAAGUUGCGUGCCCUUCCCGUUGCUGUGUACAAACUUUCCAAACAAACCUUGACCCAGCUUUCAUGUGGUUUGUGCAAAGCCCAGGCUGAAGAGUCCUAGGUCCGUUGACCAUAGCUGGAUAGUAUCCAUUGUUAAGUACAAAUUGGUUCCUAAGUAUCUCCUAUGCUCUAUAAAGCUCCUUCUUAACUCUAACUCGGGAUCCAGGGUUUGGUUUUGGUUUUUUUUACGUUCAAGCCAAACAAAUUAUAAGUUUGAAAGUUCGUUACAAAAGAUGUAUUUCAAAUACUUGUAUUAAGCCCUUCCGUGGUGCUUGUUCUUUGUUAAGCCUGCUUACCCUGUUUCAGGGUAAGGAAGCAAAGUGGAAGAUGAUGGCUAAGUAGUCAUCUUCAGAAAUGUCAUUCCUCAUGGUGAAAUUAAUUAUAAAACAGACAGUUCCUUAUGGUAUGAACAGAAACAAGAACAAAGGACAGAUCUUUUCACAGCCUCUGCAGCUGUGGUGUGGUACUGAAGGAAGGAAAAGCAUCUGCAUGGAUACAAGCUCAAGCUAUAGGAGGUGCAAACGAGGCAGAAAAUACCCAUAGAAUCAUAGAAUAGAA